AUGUCGGAAAGAAAGGCAAUCAAUAAGUACUAUCCGCCGGACUGGGAUCCGUCGAAGGUUCCAAAGAAAAAGAAAAACACAAACCCCAAUGCAGAGAAGGUGCGCCUUAUGGUGCCUUUCUCUAUGAAAUGCUUGCAGUGCCUGGAGUACAUCUCAUCAAGACGCAAAUUCAAUGCCCGCAAGGAAAUCACCAACGAGAAGUACAUGGGGAUUAAAAUCAUAAAAUUUCAUAUCAAAUGCCCGCGAUGUAACUUCUCGCUACUGUUUCAAACAGACCCGAAGUCUGCCGGGUUCAUCCCAGUGGCUGGGUGCACGCGAAACUACGAGUCCUUAUCUACUACUGAAGCCAUAAAACCUCUUGAAACCGAGGACGAGAUUUUGGAACGGCUCGAGCGGCAGGAGAAAGAAGAUCAGCAGUUUCAGGAACAGCAACAGAAGCGAAAGAAUAAUCCGUUCUGGCUGCGCCAGACACUGGACUCAUCGAAGGACAUCAUGUCAAACCUCGAAGACAAGUUGAUCGAACAGAAACGCGAGCAAGAGGUCCAUGAUCAUCUUCUAUAUCUACAAGCAAAGGCCAACAAACUUCAACAAUCUGGCGGUGAAGACUAUCUUGUUAAUCAUGCACAACAGAAGCUUCGGGUAGAUUCGAAACGUGAUAGAGAA
Messenger RNA from Metschnikowia bicuspidata var. bicuspidata NRRL YB-4993, 663 nucleotides. RefSeq names its product mRNA splicing protein. Gene Ontology annotation, biological process: mRNA splicing, via spliceosome. The record is from RefSeq and is a predicted model, not a curated record. NCBI's taxonomy places the organism in Eukaryota, Fungi, Ascomycota, Pichiomycetes, Serinales, Metschnikowiaceae. The annotation marks the transcript as partial. The transcript has a single exon. Gene Ontology annotation, cellular component: U2-type catalytic step 1 spliceosome.